Molecule: messenger RNA, 729 nt
Organism: Cynara cardunculus var. scolymus (artichoke)
Lineage: Eukaryota; Viridiplantae; Streptophyta; Magnoliopsida; Asterales; Asteraceae
Exons: 9
Coding region: 205-555 (116 amino acids)
Source: RefSeq, a predicted model, not a curated record
GAUCCUACGAAUAACUUCCCAUUAGAGUGUAUCAUCAGAAGAGUUUUUAGAAGUUCACAAGGAGAUGAAUGUCUGCUACUGUGCCCCAUUGAUACGCCUGUCCAGAUACUAAAGAGCACAAACUUUGAAGGAUGGUCAGCGGUUAGUGAUGAUGAAGUUGAGUUUAUCCUUCCUACUGCCUCUUAUGCGCUUGCCAAGAUACACAUGCAUCUGGUGUAUAGUGGGUUUUGCUAUACAGCACGUGGAGGAUUUUGCUACACUGAGGAUGACAUUUUUGAAUGCCGUACAGAUGAUGGUCAAGAUUUGGAUGGCUUACCAACUGAAGGUGUAGAAAUAACAUGCUUUCAGCUGGAUGGUUCCCAUUACAUGAUCUACACACCAUCUGACCCACUUCUGUUUGUAGCUGUCAAGGAUGACAAUGGUAAAUUGCGAAUUGCUGAUGAUGAGGUGUUGGAGGACGCAGCGACAAUAAGUGCUAUCGAUGAGGAAACCGAGUUCAACGCUUUGGUGGAAGAAGAGACUGCUUUGUUGGGAUCACUAUUGGGCAAGAGAUAACCAACCACUUCCCUUAUGUUUCAUUUUUUCUUAUCUGUACAUAUUAUCUGUGUUCUUCAACCAUCUAACGCUUUAGUUUAAGUUGUAUCUGUCUAGUCUACUUCACUUCUUAUGUGUUCGUGUACCAAAUGGUUUUUUUAUUGGUAAUUUUGAUUGCCUGUGCUACUUUGUACA